This is a messenger RNA of Eremothecium cymbalariae DBVPG#7215, 1611 nucleotides long. It is a transcript of the gene SPO23, whose product is annotated as Spo23p. NCBI's taxonomy places the organism in Eukaryota, Fungi, Ascomycota, Saccharomycetes, Saccharomycetales, Saccharomycetaceae. Bases 1 to 1611 code for a protein of 536 amino acids. The transcript has a single exon. The record is from RefSeq and is a predicted model, not a curated record.
AUGAGCAAUUUGUCUGGUUCUUCUUUGUCUCCCUUCUGGAAUACUGGAGCUAAAGAACUGACAGGACGUAAACGUUUGGUGAGCAAAUCAUCAAAAAUGGCAUUAAGGAAGUCUAUUUUCAGUGGUAAUUCUAGGACCGAAUGUUGUUAUGGAGAAUGUACACAUUCUGGUGGGAUCGAUGCUAAAUGCAAGGUGGUUCAGUUACGGAAUCUUAAGUGUCAUGGGACACUUAUAAAACAUAAAACCCCCGUUCCGCCUGUUAUUGUUUUUAAUAGCUUCAAUUUAGAAUACAACCCUCUGGUUGAUGUCCAUGAAUCAGCUAGUUUACGUAUUCAGCUAGUGCUUCCACAAGAUACGUGCUAUUUACCUGGAAUCUUUACACAGGAGGAAUCGAUGGCGGCAACUACGUCAUCCACCCGGUCAUCUGUGGAUGAAGAGACCUUACUGCAAUCCAAGUCCGUAUUUGGUGGGACCCUCUUUAUCACAGUUAAGGGACAGUCUGGUGUGCUGUUUCAGGAUUUGAAAGUACAAUUAAGUGGAUAUUCUUCAGAAUAUGUUUGUUUGACCCAAUUUGGUGAGAAGGCUGUGCGUCUGCUAAAAGAUCUUAGUGCUGAGCACUGUAGUCACUUGAAACCUAUGAUUAGAGACACAAUUUAUCUCGAAAACAAGCUAAUGUUAUUAUCCCCAGGCAAUUAUAGCUAUCCAUUCAAUUUUGUUUUAGAUCCUCUUAACUUUCAUGCUUCCAUUGGUACACACUUGGGUUCAACCCAAUAUAGAAUGGAGUUUUUUUGUACUGUGAUGAGACAAAAGGCACAAUACGAAACAAUAUUCCUUUCCAAACCGUUUAAUGUUAAGAAGACAUUACCACCUGGUAAUUUACUAAAGUACGAUUGUGUGGAAAGUAGAGGAACUUGGCGGGACGGGCUCCUUGAUUAUGAAAUAUACUUGUCGACCAAAUUAAUUGAGUUUGAUCAGCCGUUUCAAUUCCACCUAAGUUUGCUGAGGGGAGAUGAAAAUAGGGUGGAAAUUAAUAAUAUAGAAAUUAUAUUGGAACAAAAUCUACUAAUUCCUUGUAUCAAACGAAAAGACUUGAACCAAACGCUAUCUAAGUCAAAGUCCUACAUGGCGACUAAUAUGUUUCUCUUGGACAAAAGAGUCGUAAACGGGAAGUAUGGAGCACAACACUUUUUCCAAUUCCCUGAUUUAGUCGUCUCAUCGAACAAGCGAAGCAUAGUUCUGAGUAAGUCCCUCUAUCCUUAUUAUUGUGAAAUGAGCGACACUUUUGGUUCGGAACGUUGCAAAUUAAAAAUUACACAUAUUUUAAAAGCACAAGUCAAUCUAAGACUUCUAGAACCUAAAUCGAGAAUGACAAAUAUGCUUAUAUGCUUGAAAUUGCCGGUAUUAUUGGUCGAUCAAGAUAUGAGCAGUAGCUUACACCUUCCGCCAUACCAAGAAUUCAGUACUGCAAUCAUGAACAAAGAUAUAUACAACCGGCUGUACUCUACGACCUACAACAGCACCGACGACGGAACAAGAUUUGACAGCAGCUACCCCCCUUCAUAUGACACUAUAUUCGAUACUAUAGGAUCAACAUCCAGUCCUAGUAGCUAG